AUGUCCAUCGCCGGUGGCGCGGCGAUUGUUUUCUCGCGUCUCGGUUGGCCUAAGGUUUUAGGCUAUAUUCUUGUCGGUGUUCUCAUGGGUGAGCACACGUGGGGCGGUGGCUUUCUCAUCGACCCUGCGUCCACGCGCACGAUCGGACAGCUCGGCGUGGUCUUCUUGAUGUUUGGCAUGGGCCUUUCUUUUUCGCCGCGUGAGAUGAAGCGGAUUCGCUCGGUGGCGUUGCCGGCGGCGCUUUUUGACACGGCGGUGAUGAUCGGGCUGGGGUAUUUUAUCGGUACGCGCGUUUUCGGUUGGGCGAGCGCGCCGUCGGUCUUUCUGGGAGUUGCCAUCUGUGAUUCGGCAACGACGUUGCUUGCGAAGGUCGUGGAUGAGAUGGGUUGGUCGCGUCGUCCGUUUGCGUCUUACAUUCUGGGUACUUCCAUUUGCGAAGACAUUGUCUGUGUAGGCGCAAUUGCCGUCGCAACCGGAUUCGUGACUGGCGGAUCGAUGUCGGCGCGCUCUUUUCUUGUCUCCAUUGGGGGCUUGGGGGUCUUCUUCCUGCUGGUGCUUGUCUUCGGGUUCAUUCUGCUGCCACGGCUGUUGAAAUCGGUUUCCAAGCGGCGUGACGAUGAAGCGCUCGUGCUUGCUCUUCUGGGCUGCUGUUUUUUCAUCUCGUUUUUUGCCUACAAAUUCGACUUCUCGCUCGCGUUGGGUGCGUUCUUGGUCGGCAUUAUCGGCGGCUCAAGCGACGUUCGCGACCGGCUUGAGCGUCUGGUCUCGCCGCUCAAAUCGAUGUUCUCGGCCGUCUUCUUCGUCUCGAUUGGACUCUUGGUCGAUCCCGUCGCGCUGAUGCACCAUCUGCCGGAGAUCCUGUUGGUGUCGGCGCUGGUCAUGGUCGGCAAAUUCCUCAAUGUGACAAUUGCCUCUCUUGCGACGGGGCUUGAGGUGAAGACGGCGAUACAGAAUGGUUUCGGGCUUGCGCAGAUCGGUGAGUUCGCCUUUAUGGUGGCGAUCCUUUAUGCAGGGCUGGUGAAGGAUUCGUCGAACGAUCUCUUUCCCAUUGCGGUAGGUGUUUCGCUGUUGACGACGCUCCUUAAUCCUUGGAUGAUUCGCGUUUCUGAUCCGGUUGGGAAUUGGGCCGAGCGGAUGCUCCCGGAAAGACUUGCCGAUACGCUCGCCGCCUAUCGGCUCUGGCUUGCGCGUUUCCGUUCUUCGUCAGGGGCGCCGGCCUAUCGCCGUGUUCGUCUUGCGGCCGCGCGUCUGGGCAUUUACGCCGCGCUGAUGCUUUCGGUUUCGGUUGUCCUGGCGAUGCUUCAUCCCGUUGAUUACUCGCGGUUCUCGGUUUAUUUUGAGCGGCAUGAUGCGCUCUUCUUCUUUGUGCUCGCGAACAUCUUCUCGGUCGCGCUUUUGCCGCUGGUUAUUUCCUCCGUCCGCGUGCUCGCCGAGGAGGUUUCGGUUUUGCUGACGGAGGGGUCGGAAUCGAAAUGGAAGCACUCUCUUCGUCCGUUCUUCCGCUUUGUGGUUACCGUCGGCACGAUUUCCAUCUUUUUCUUCGAGUGGUUCUUGCUUGAUCUGGCGACGGCGCCGAGGGAUGGUUUUGCGCUCGCAUUUUCGCUGGCGGUCAUUGCCUUGACGGGGAUUUUCGGUUGGCGGUUUUUCUGUCGGGCGGGACGCAAGGCGGUGGCGCGGUUUAACGAGGCGCUUUCGGCCGAGGAGCGCCGCGAUGGUCUCGCGAAAGCCAUGGCGGCGGCAUUGCCGGUGGAAGAUCUGAAGAGCCUUACGCUCUCGGCAAGCUCUUCCGCCAUUGGCGGCACAGUGGUCUCGCUGGAUAUUCGCGCGAAGACAGGCGCUUCGAUUGUCGCCGUCCGUCGGGAUGGCGUUGAAACGCGGAAUAUCGGCGGCAGUGAGAUUGCGCUGCUCAAGUCCCGCACAGUCGCCUCACCCGUUUAUGCCGAGGGCACAUUUGCCGUGCUGGGAGGACUGCGUUCGAUCAUUGCCGAAGUGAUUUGGUUUCGGGCGGAUCGUCUUCAGGAAGAAGGCCGCUAUGUUGAGCUCGUGCAGCUUGCCGAUGCCUUGACUGCGAUGGAGCCCCAUACGCCCGAGGUCUGGAGCUAUGCCGCCUGGAAUUUGGCCUAUAAUGUUUCCAUCAUGAUGGAUACCCCUGAAGACCGUUGGCGUUGGGUGCUGGCGGGGAUCCGAUUGCUUAGGGAUGACGGCCUUAGGCUCAAUCCUGGCGAUCCUGAACUCGCGCGAGAACUCGCGUGGAUGUUCGAGCUUAAGCUUGGUGCCGAUAUCGAUGCCGCCGCACCGGACUAUCGGCGUUAUUGGAAGGAAUUGGUUGACGAGGUUAGUCAGCGCGGUGCCUGGCAUGAGCUGGGCAUGGAGGAAGGGAAAAUGCGACGCCUUGAGCAAACGAGCGGAAUGGUCGAUUGGACCGAUCCGCAGCUUUCGGCCGUUUACUGGGCUAACGAGGACGGAGGCAUUGACAUGGCAGGGCUUACUCUUCUUCUUGCGGCCGUAGCGACGUUUGACUUCGGCUGGAAGUUUAGAUAUUGCGGGCCCGAGAUUCCCGAGGUGACGGGGGUCCCCGCCGAGGCGAGCGUCGGCUAUGACGAGCAGGACUUUAAAGAGGUGCAAUUGCCGCAUGACUGGGCGAUUGAAAGUCCGUUUCUCGCCAACGAGCCCAAUGAAACGGGUAAGCUCCCCUGGAAUGGAACGGGCUGGUACCGCAAGACCUUCAAUCUUCCGCGCGUCGAUCCCGCGAAGGACCGCGUCUUCAUCGAUUUUGACGGGGUUAUGGCUCAGCCGAAGGUUUAUGUGAACGGACAGUUCGCGGGUGAAUGGGCCUAUGGUUAUGCCUCGUUCCGCAUUGACGCAACCCCUUAUCUCAAGGAAGGCAAGAACCUCAUUGCUGUCCGUGCCUCUAACCGUCCUCGCUCGACGCGCUGGUAUCCGGGCGCAGGUAUCUAUCGCCAUGUUUGGAUUGAGCGUACGCCGCUCGUGCAUAUUGCCUACAACGGCAUUCAGGUGAUUCCCGAGAAGAAAACCGGCGGUAAGAGCGAUGUGUGGAAUGUCCGCGUUUUGACGACGGUUGAGAACGAAAGCAAGAGCGAUGCCUUGGUGUCGGUCACGCAAUCGCUGGAGGGCGAAGCCGCCAAGGAGAUGCGCGCGACGGACAAGCUUAAGGUUCCGGCGGGAGCUUCUGCAACCCUUGAACAGGUCAUCACCGUAACGUCGCCUGUCGUUUGGAGUGUGGAAAGUCCCGAGCUCUACAAGCUGCAAACGACGAUUCCGAACAUGAAGAAAACGACGAAGUUCGGUUUUCGUACGGCCGAAUGGAAGGCGGAUGGCUUUUAUUUGAACGGACAGCGCGUGCCGCUGAAUGGCGUCUGCGAACAUCACGACCUCGGGGCCUUGGGGGCGGCAUUCUAG
Messenger RNA from Cylicocyclus nassatus, 3420 nucleotides. Lineage: Eukaryota; Metazoa; Nematoda; Chromadorea; Rhabditida; Strongylidae. The record is from the annotation of a GenBank genome assembly.